This is a messenger RNA of Erythranthe guttata (spotted monkey flower), 1756 nucleotides long. RefSeq names its product calcium-dependent protein kinase 18. Lineage: Eukaryota; Viridiplantae; Streptophyta; Magnoliopsida; Lamiales; Phrymaceae. The record is from RefSeq and is a predicted model, not a curated record. Gene Ontology annotation, biological process: protein phosphorylation. Gene Ontology annotation, molecular function: calcium ion binding; ATP binding; protein kinase activity.
ACGGAGAAUAACAAUAACAGGAGCCGACAACAGCAGCAUAGGCAUACCCAGCAGAAUUCGAAGACUAGUUCGAAAAGGCCGAGCGGGGGCGCAAUCCCCUGCGGCAAAAGAACAGAUUUUGGGUACGACAAGGAUUUCAAUUCGAGGUACACCAUUGGCAAAUUGCUAGGGCACGGCCAAUUUGGUUAUACCUAUGUUGCUGUCGACAAGUUCAAUGGGGAUCGCGUUGCUGUCAAGAGAAUUGAGAAGAACAAGAUGGUUCUUCCGAUUGCUGUUGAGGAUGUGAAGAGGGAAGUCAGGAUAUUAAAAGCUUUAGCUGGUCACGAGAACGUCGUUCAGUUCUAUAAUGCUUUCGAAGACGAUUCUUAUGUAUAUAUUGCCAUGGAGUUAUGCGAAGGUGGAGAACUACUUGACCGUAUAUUAUCAAAAAAGGAUAGCCGUUACACAGAGAAAGAUGCAGCAAUUGUUGUGAGGCAGAUGCUGAAAGUUGCAGCCGAGUGCCAUUUACAUGGUUUAGUACACCGUGAUAUGAAACCCGAGAACUUUUUAUUCAAGUCGCCAAAAGACGAUUCGUCACUGAAAGCUACAGAUUUUGGUCUCUCAGAUUUCAUAAGACCAGGUAAAAAAUUCCAAGAUAUUGUUGGGAGUGCAUAUUAUGUUGCUCCGGAGGUAUUGAAGCGUAAAUCAGGGCCAGAAUCAGAUGUGUGGAGCAUUGGUGUAAUUACUUACAUUUUGCUAUGUGGACGGCGCCCUUUUUGGGACAAAACCGAGGACGGCAUAUUUAAGGAGGUUCUUAGAAACAAACCCGACUUUAGGCGGAAACCAUGGCCAGGGAUAAGCAAUGCUGCUAAAGAUUUUGUGAAGAAGAUACUUGUCAAAGAUCCUCGUGCUAGACUCACUGCAGCCCAGGCCUUAUCACAUCCAUGGGUACGAGAAGGAGGUGAAGCGUCAGAUAUACCACUCGACAUUUCUGUUCUAUCUAAUAUGCGGCAAUUCGUUAAAUACAGCCGUUUUAAACAGUUUGCACUUCGGGCAUUGGCUAGCACACUCGAUGACGAAGAACUGGCUGAUAUUCGAGACCAGUUUGAUGCAAUUGACGUCGAUAAAAACGGUUCCAUUAGUCUCGAAGAAAUGAGACAGGCCCUGGAGAAGGAUAUUCCGUGGAAAAUCAAAGACUCGCGCGUUCAUGAAAUUCUUCAAGCGAUAGAUAGCAAUACCGACGGACUUGUCGAUUUCCCAGAGUUUGUUGCAGCUACACUUCACGUCCAUCAAUUGCAAGAACACAGUUCGGAAAAAUGGCAUCAAAGAUCGCAGGCCGCUUUUGAAAAAUUUGAUUUCGAUAAAGAUGGAUUUAUUACGCCUGAUGAACUCAAAAUGCACACGUGUCUAAAGGGUUCGAUAGAGCCGUUAUUAGAGGAAGCAGAUAUCGACAAAGACGGGAAGAUUAGCUUAUCGGAAUUCCGCAGACUUUUAAGAACUGCGAGUUUGAGUUCGAGAGGAGGUGUGGGUACCUAAUUAAGGGAGUUGAAAAGGGGGAAUCUUCAUCUGCAAAAAGAAUCUUUUUGUCCAUACUUACAAAAUGUAAAUUGUAGACGUAAUUAUUAUGAUUAUGUUUCCCGAUUAUUACUUGUGUAAACAAACACGUUGCCUCUUGUCUUGUUUGGGUUUGAGUUUGACGAUGCAUGUCGGAUCAUAUGUGCUUUCUAUCUUAUUACAUUUUCUUAUGUGUGAGGUAAUAUUAAUAUAUAUAAGACAA